AUGGUGUUGGCAGAGCUUGGUAGAAAAAUCACUGCGGCCUUCUCCAAACUGACCGGCCAGGCCUCCCUCGACGAAAAGCUGCUCAAGGAGGUCCUGCAGGAGAUCUGCGUGGCCCUGCUGCAGGCCGACGUGAAGGUGCACUACGUGGCCCGCAUGCGGGACAGCAUCACUGCUCGCCUGCUGGCCAUGGAAAGCGUGGUCAACGUCAAGCGAGCAGUCCAGACCGAAGUGGUCAACGAGCUGGUCAAGAUGCUCUCUGUAGAUCGGAAGCCCUUCCAGCCGGCCAAGGGCAGGAGCAACGUGGUCAUGUUCGUCGGGCUGCAGGGCAGCGGGAAGACCACCACCUGCGGGAAGUAUGCCAACUACUACCAGAAGAAGGGGUGGAGGGUCGCCCUCGUCUGCGCGGAUACCUUCCGAGCAGGUGCUUUCGAGCAGCUCAAGCAGAACGCUACGCGCAUCCGGGUGCCGUUCUACGGUAACGAGAUGGAGACCGACCCCGUGCAGAUCGCAGCACGGGGGGUCGAGAUCUUCAAGAAGGAGGGGUUCGAACUGAUAAUCAUCGACACCUCGGGACGGCACAAGCAGGAGGCCGGGCUGUUCGAGGAGAUGAAGCAGAUCGAGGCGGUGGUCAAGCCCAACGACGUCAUCUUCAUCAUGGACAGCUCGAUCGGACAGAACUGCUUCGACCAGGCGGCCGCCUUCAAGAAGUCCGUGGAGGUGGGCUCGGUGAUCAUCAGCAAGCUGGACGGGCACGCGAAGGGCGGAGGGGCGAUCUCGGCGGUGGCGGCCACACAGUCGCCGAUCAACUUCAUCGGCACGGGCGAGCACUUCGAGGACUUCGAGCAGUUCGAGGCGGCGUCCUUCGUGAAGCGGCUGCUGGCUGGGGACAUCGGCAAGCUGAUCGACCGGAUGAAGAGCGUGGAGCCCGAGUCGCAGGCCGAAAUCAUGGCGAAGAUCAAGAAGGGCAAGUUCGGCCUGCGCGAGCUGCGGGGGCAGUUCGAGUCGAUCCUGAAGCUGGGCAACAUGAACUCCUUCCUGUCGCUGCUGCCGGGCGCGGGCAACGGCCUGCUCAACAAGGACAACGAGGAGGAGAGCAUGCGCAGGAUCAAGCGCUACAUCUACAUGAUGGACUCGAUGACCGAGCAGGAGAUCGAGUCGGAGGUGCCGCUGUGCCCGAGCCGCAUGCGCAGGGUGGCGCGGGGGUCGGGCACCUCGGUGGAGGAGGUGAUGCUGCUGCUGGAGGAGUACAAGCGGCUGAAGACCAUGAUCGACAAGGUGGGCCCGGCCAACGUCUCGAAGCUGAACGACCUGAGCAACUUCAACCGCAACCCCGGGCAGUACAUGGACCAGCUCAAGAAGAUGAUCGACCCGAAGAUGCUGGGACAGCUGGGCGGCAUGGACAACCUCAUGAGCAUGGUCAAGGGCAUGAGCAAAGACCCCUCCUUCAUGGAAAUGCAGAAGGAGAUCAACCAGGCCACCCGCAAAAUGAAGAAAUGA
This is a messenger RNA of Hippocampus zosterae (dwarf seahorse), 1497 nucleotides long. RefSeq lists its product as uncharacterized. The record is from RefSeq and is a predicted model, not a curated record. Gene Ontology annotation, molecular function: ATP hydrolysis activity; endoplasmic reticulum signal sequence receptor activity; 7S RNA binding. Gene Ontology annotation, biological process: SRP-dependent cotranslational protein targeting to membrane, translocation; SRP-dependent cotranslational protein targeting to membrane. Lineage: Eukaryota; Metazoa; Chordata; Actinopteri; Syngnathiformes; Syngnathidae. Gene Ontology annotation, cellular component: signal recognition particle, endoplasmic reticulum targeting; cytosol.